ACUUCGGCCAGACGACGGCGGGUCAUUGCUGAACCAAUGACUUGACAAAACUCAGGGGUGUAGACCAGUUUGAUAAGAGUUACAAAAGUAGGAACAAGUCAUGAAGAAGACUAGUGUUGUGGACGUGUCGACUGUGGAAAGAGGGAACGACCUGUUCGAUAGGUCGGUGGACGUCACACACACGUUGUCCAUUCACGACGUCCAUUACGAGGUGAACGUCAAGAAGCGACCAUGUGCACGGGCCACGAAGAAGACGAUUUUAAAAGGAAUGACUGGGAUUUUCAAGCCAGGAAUGAAUGCUAUUUUAGGUCCUACUGGAAGUGGAAAAUCCUCGUUACUGGAUGUUCUCGCUGGCAGAAAGGAUCCUAAAGAUGUUUCAGGAGAUGUACUUCUGGAUGGUUCUCCUCCCCCAGAGAACUACAAAUGCAUGGUGGGAUAUGUCGUACAGGACGACGUUGUCAUGGGAACAUUAACAAUCAGAGAAAACCUCAGUUUCUCAGCAGCACUGCGAUUGCCGUCAUCUGUUACUAAGCAACAACGACGUCUGCGUGUUGACCAGGUGAUACACGAACUUGGCCUUACAGAAUGUGCAGACAGAAAGGUGGGGACCGAGUUUAUUCGCGGUGUGUCUGGUGGAGAGAGAAAGAGAACGAACAUUGGAAUGGAGCUGAUUAUUUCUCCCCCAGUUCUCUUUCUCGAUGAGCCGACAACCGGACUCGAUGCAAGCACAGCCAGUUCUGUGAUGCUGCUCUUAAAGAGGAUGGGUGACAAAGGCCAGACAAUAGUAUUUUCCAUACACCAGCCUCGAUACUCCAUCUUCAAGCUGUUUGACAACCUGAUGCUGCUGUCUGCAGGAGAAACCGUCUACUUUGGCUCGGCCCACAAGGCCUUGGAACAUUUUCACUCCAUUGGUUACAUAUGUGAAGAACACAACAACCCUGCCGACUUCUUCCUCGAUGUGGUGACAGGUGAUGCUCUAACACUGGCAGAUGCCGAUACCAACACCAUUCACACAGAGGGACUAGACGAUUCUUUACAAAAGAAAUUGGUGAACGAUUUCCUGUCAUCAGAGAGUAAUACAAAAUUAAUGACUGAAGCCAAUGAUAUCCAUGCUCAGUACAGGAAGCAGUUUGAAAGUGGAACCCUGGUGAAAAGACCGCCAGUUCUGUAUGCCACGUCUUUUCUCACACAGUUGAGACUUGUUUCUGCAAGAACAUUAAUAAAUCUCAUCAGAAAUCCUCAGACAUCUAUAUUUCAGAUGCUGGUGAUGAUAAUAUUUGCCCUCAUAGUUGGAACUAUAUAUUUUGAUAUCAAUUCAUCAGUGGAAUCAGGCAUACAAAACAGACAUGAAAAUGCGAGUGGAUUCUACCGAGUUUCUGCAUUCUUCCUCGCAAAGGUCAUUUGUGAUGUGAUACCCAUGCGGCUAAUUCCAGUGGUGUGUUUCUCCUCUAUUGUUUACUGGAUGAUUGGUUUUCAAGCAUCAGUAAUAAAAUACCUAUUCUUCACCCUGGAUCUGUUCAUGACAACUCUAGCAGCAUCCGGUAUUGCUUUUGCCAUCAGUGCCGGUGUGAGAGUCUUUGCCAUUGCCAAUCUUGGUAUUUCCAUGACGUUCGUGAUUAUGAUGUUGUUUGGAGGCUUACUACGUAAUCUGAAUGACCUCGGCGAGUGGAUCAGCUGGUUCAAGUGGCUCAGCAUCAUUAGAUACAGCUUGGAUGCACUGACAAUCAAUGAACUAAAGGAUCAAAUGUUCUGUACCGGAACCAACUGCACAUCUGGAAAUCAGUACAUGGACAACCAGGGCAUCCAGUACACAACCACCUGGGAUCUCUGGCAGAAGGAAGUGGCUCUUUCGGGUUUUGUAGUUAUAACCUUCACCUUGGCUUACAUCCAGCUGAGACGAAUAAAGAAAUUACGCUAAACUCAACACCAACAACCUGUUAUUGUUGUUGUGUUUGCUGACUAACAUGACUACUUCACUAAUCCUGGACAAUCAAGAACAUACACCAGUGGAGGAUCUAGGCAUGUUAGUGGCGGUGGGUGAGAGGGAGACUAUUUGACUAAUUGUGAUAAAUCAAUAACAUACAGCAGUGGAUGAGCUACAGGCAUGUUGUUGGAGUGCAGGGGGUGGUCUGUGUGACAAAAUAAAAGGUUGCUAAACACAAGAACAGCAACCUGGUAUGAUACUCUUGUAGUGUUUGCUGACUAUAUCACGACUAUUUGACUGAUCCUACACCAUCAAGAACAUAGAGCAUGGGUAGGUCUAGGAGUAUGGGGUCUAUUUGACAAAUGAGAAAGUUAGGCUAGACACGAUACAGCAAAAUAUGAAUAUAUAUUACAUAUACAUGUGUACUGGCAUCAUCCAGUAUAUUAUAUAUUCUGAUGAGAAGGGUACAUGAUGCAAUGUAAUGAAACUAAUGGGUAUGUAUGCUGAAUAACAAAAAGUUGGAAAAUUAUCUAUCACCCUCUGCCUAUCAUUCUCAUUAUCUUAAUAUAAAAAAACUUUCCAAUUUCUCCCACGAUUUCAAUCUGUUUCGACCCCUUCUGUCAGGUAAUGACAUUCACAUUAUACUAAUUAUGCUAAAUAAUAAAUGGCUUGCUAUGUGUAAAUGUGCUUUAAUUUGUAGUUUUUCUUGACAUUUGUGAGAAUUGAAAUUGGUUCUGGUGGUAUUGAGGUAUAGUUCAUUUCUACAUGUUGUAAUUAUGAAUUUUUUACAUGUUUGAUUAUUACUUAUACAUGUUUUCUAUUGUUAUCACCCCCACACAUUGUACUAUACACAUAGUGGCUUAAUAAAACAACAGAAAAGUAUGAUUUGUUGGUGUAUUUUUAAAUUUUAUUUAUU
Messenger RNA from Gigantopelta aegis, 2840 nucleotides. Its product is annotated as broad substrate specificity ATP-binding cassette transporter ABCG2-like. Gene Ontology annotation, molecular function: ATP binding; ABC-type transporter activity; ATP hydrolysis activity. The record is from RefSeq and is a predicted model, not a curated record. The transcript is spliced from 16 exons. Bases 101 to 1918 code for a protein of 605 amino acids. NCBI's taxonomy places the organism in Eukaryota, Metazoa, Mollusca, Gastropoda, Neomphalida, Peltospiridae. Gene Ontology annotation, cellular component: plasma membrane.